Medicago truncatula (barrel medic) is the source of this 2701-nucleotide messenger RNA. RefSeq names its product ATP-dependent zinc metalloprotease FTSH 4, mitochondrial. Gene Ontology annotation, biological process: protein import into chloroplast stroma; proteolysis. Gene Ontology annotation, molecular function: ATP binding; metalloendopeptidase activity; ATP hydrolysis activity. The coding region runs from base 420 to 2471 and encodes 683 amino acids. The record is from RefSeq and is a predicted model, not a curated record. Gene Ontology annotation, cellular component: chloroplast. The transcript is spliced from 6 exons. NCBI's taxonomy places the organism in Eukaryota, Viridiplantae, Streptophyta, Magnoliopsida, Fabales, Fabaceae.
UUUUUUUAAUUUUAGGAAAACAGCUUCUUCAUUCAAUAGAUUAAGCAACAAACAUUACAAACAAAUUGAGACACUUGAAUUGGAUUUUCGAAAAUCAAACACAAACAUAGAUUGUUCAAAAGCCAAAAAGACAUAACCAAACUAGCAUCAGUUCAGUUCAUUCAACCUGGCGAUAUAAGAAUGAGAAUCCACAGUCUUUUUUCCAAUCCAGUUACGGAUAAUUUCUUUGACUUGUGUUCGCACAAUUCAACUAUCAUUGGUCUCAAAAUUGUCCAAUUGAAAGCUGGUGGAUGAGUAGAGAGAUUGUUGCAAUGGGGACCAGCCUCGUAAACUGGAUACUUUGUUCCAAAAGACAUAACCCUCAUGGUGCUUUUUGUCAAACAACUAGAGUGCAGCCUUAAACCAGAAAAAGAAACUCCAUGGUGGCUUUGGAGGUUGAAAGGCGUCAAUCUGAAUUCGGAAAGGUCAAAGAAUUAUUGAGUAGAAACUAUGUAUCUCACAACAAGUUUGAGGGCUGUCCAAAGAAUAGGCUUUUCAUUUCCCAGUCCAGGUAUCUAGGAAAUCUGGUCCGACCGCUAUGCGGUUCAUCUGAAGCAGAGAAAUCCACUUCUCCUAAAGAACUUUACGAUGAAAAUGAUCCUGAAGCCGUGAUUAGGGCAUUUGAAAGCAACCCGUCUCUUCAUACAAAUUAUUUGGCAUUUUCUGAAUAUGUUAAAGCAUUAGUAAAAGUUGGUAGGUUGUCUGAAAGUGAAUUUCUGAAAACUUUGCUAAGAGCUAUUUCUAAUUCAGCGAAAAAAGAAGAAAGUAGUAUAGGCGGCAUUGCGGCUCUUACAAAUGUCGGAGAACCUACAAGAGAUGGGAUUCUUGAAACUACAAGUGCUCCUACUGAUAUGGUCGCUGCAUUAGAAGGUGGAAAUUUCAAAGAGCAGUAUGGCAUACAAUUUGGUUUAUUGCAGUGGCCUUCCACUGAGUUUAAUUCAAUCAUAAAUCUGAAUUUGAUUUGCACAUUCUCUGUUUUGUUAUUCACCCUUUUUUUUUAUAUUACUUUUAUGUACAAAGAAGUGCAGCCCAGUCUAGAGACAAGUACUAAACUUAGCGAUAUGAAAGGUGUAGGCGAGGCAAAGGCUGAACUUGAAGAAAUUGUUGAUUACCUAAAAGAUCCUAAGCACUUUACUCGUCUUGGUGGCAAACUCCCAAAAGGUAUUUUGAUUGUUGGCCCGCCUGGCACUGGUAAAACAAUGUUGGCGAGAGCUAUUGCUGGAGAAGCCGAGGUUCCUUUCUUCUCAACCAGUGGACGUGAAUUUGAAGAGAUGGUUGUUGGUGUUGGUGCACAAAGGGUGAGAGAUCUUUUUGCUGCUGCAAAAAAACGGUUGCCUUGUAUAAUCUUUAUUGAUGAGAUUGAUGCGUUUGGUGGAAAACUAAAUUCAAACGACCAAAUGUACAUGAAGUUGACUUUAAAUCAAAUGCUUGUUGAGUUAGAUGGACUCAAACAAAAUGAAGGCAUAAUUGUGAUUGGUGCUACUAAGUCUCACAAGUUAAUAGAUGAGGCUUUGUUGAGACAUGGGCGAUUUGAUCGCCUUGUUGUUGUUCGCAAACCUGAUGAAGAAGGACGGCGAGAGAUUUUGGAAUAUCACAUGUCAAAGGUUCUGAAGGCAGAUAAUGUUGAUCUGAUGAAGAUUGCUCAGUUUACACCUGGGUUCUCUGGUGCUGGCCUUGCAAACUUGGUUAAUAUUGCUGCCCUGAGGGCUGCAAAGGACGGUGCCGAAGCCGUGAGCACACUUGAUUUAGAGUUUGCACUGGACAUGAUUAUAAUGGGAAGUCAGCGCAAGUCAGUUGUUAUAUCUGAGGAAUCAAGAGAAAAGACUGCUUUCCAUGAGUGUGGCCAUGCCUUAGUUGCAAUUUAUACCGAUGGUGCGAAUCCAAUUGACAAGGCAACUAUUGUUCCUCAUGGGGGAUAUCGUGGUAGGGUUUAUUAUUUGCCUCGUGACAAAGAUGAGAACAGGCUCUCUCGUAAACGGAUGCUUGCCAAACUUGAUGUUAGCAUGGGAGGUCGGGUUGCUGAAGUGCUAAUUUUCGGACAAAGUGGAGUUAAUGCCGGUGCAUGCUCAGAUAUUUUUAAGGCAACUUCUCUGGCCAGGAGAAUGGUUACCAGAUAUGGUAUGAGUACUGAAGUUGGACCCGUCAGUCACGAUUACUUCGAUAACGGGAGAAGUAUGAGCUCAGAAACUAGGCUGCUUAUUGAGAAAGAAGUGAAGAAUUUGCUUGAGAGAGCUUGCAACAAUGCAAAAACUAUUCUAACCACCCAUCAAAAGGAGCUUCAUGUGCUUACAAAGGCUCUUCUGAAGCAUCAGACACUUACAGGAAAACAGAUUAAAGAUUUACUUGCAAAUGGGCAGUCACGUGUAGUCAAAGCUAAGGCUAAGUUUGGAUUGAUGAUAUGUGAUGGAAUGGAAUGGAAUGAAAUUGAAUAAAUUAAAAUUCCAUUGUUUGGAUAGUCAUUAAAAGAGUGUACUGGAAUGGAACUCAAUGGUAUGUAUUCCAUCACUUACACUCAUUUUGCUUACCAUCCGAUUUGGGCGGAAUAAGAUGGAAUACUCAGUUAAUUAAUUUUGCAAACUACUAAAUUACAAAUAUAUCCCUUACCUUCUCUACAUAAUUCUGUUCCCUCUAUUCUUCACUUCAACAAGUUGUUUUUCUUCGA